Messenger RNA from Nicotiana tabacum (common tobacco), 949 nucleotides. RefSeq lists its product as uncharacterized. NCBI's taxonomy places the organism in Eukaryota, Viridiplantae, Streptophyta, Magnoliopsida, Solanales, Solanaceae. Gene Ontology annotation, cellular component: nucleus. Gene Ontology annotation, biological process: chloroplast organization; positive regulation of DNA-templated transcription. The record is from RefSeq and is a predicted model, not a curated record. Gene Ontology annotation, molecular function: zinc ion binding; DNA binding.
GAUGUUAAUUUUAGUUGUGAGCCAAAAGCCACGUCAUCUGUUAUCAACCACCAGUUAUCACUGGCCCUGCAUUUUUUGUUCUUUAGUCUAAAAAUAACUAUGCCACAAACAAAUUUCUCCCAUAGAUGAUAGACCAAUAUAAAGCUGCAGCUUGGAAGUAAAUUUAGUCACUAGUAAUUAAACCUCAAUUCAGAAACAAUGGGACUGAGAGCUAUUCCCUUUACAGCUUCUCAAAAUGGUAUUAUGCCAAACUAUUUGGGUGGUUCAGAUCAAUAUUUCCCUAGUACUAUUCUUCCUAGCUCAAAACUUGUAUUCGCAGUUUCAGCAAAGGCAAAGAAAGAGGAUACAGAAGAACCCAAGGAAAAAAAGAAGCAAUCUUUGUUUUCAAGUGUAACAGAAGCUCUCGAUUUUUCUCAGGUUAGAUCAGCUAAAGACGCCGAGCUUAUCGAUGAAGCUAGAGAAGCUACUCAAUCUGGCGAGAGGAUGUCCAGAGAACAGUAUGGAGCUCUGAGAAGGAAGAUCGGCGGGACAUACAAAGAUUUCUUCAAGUCCUACGUUGAAGUAAAAGGGGAAUAUGUGGAGGAGGGAUGGGUAGACAAGACGUGCAAGGUUUGCAAGAAGGAUACGAGAGGAGAAGCACGGCAAGUGGACAAUUUUGGAAGAUAUGCACACGUGGCUUGCCUUGAGAAGUCCAAAUCUGGAAAUUUUUUCACCAACCUCUUCUCAAGAUGAAUUCUAUCGAGGACCACUUAGUACUAAUUAAUUCAUAUUUUAUUUUUGUUUGUAUCUUUGUGUUCAUGGAUACCUUUUAUAAACUCGUAAAAGUACAAAAACUUUUUUUUUGGUCGAAAUUUCCAAUAUCAUUAUUACAGCAUUCUCUUUGGCCAUUUUGUACUUCUUUCUCUUCGGAUGUUGAAGAAAAUGAAACUAGAAAGCAAAUUAGGAGUCA